CAAAGAAAGUCCCGAAACGAUCAGCAAGACUGGCAAGAGCUAGGAAACUUCUUCUAUCCAUCUUCCAUGCCCGGCGGGCGGCGCCAAAUAUAAAUAACACCUCCCCCGUCCCACAUAUGGCAUACAUCAGUCCAUCCAUGGCAUCAGUCCUCCUCCCGUUUUCCGGUUGGAAGCGGCGGAGCAGGGUGGUCGGAGCUUUGGAUUCAUCGUCAGAGGUAGUUAUUGUGGGGGCUGGGAUUGCAGGGCUGGCAACAGCGGUUUCGCUGCAGAGGCUCGGGAUCCGAAGCAGGGUGCUGGAGCAGGCGGAUUCGCUCCGGACCGGCGGCACAUCCCUCACUUUGUCCAAGAACGGAUGGAAGGUCUUGGACGCCAUCGGGGUUGGAAAUUCUAUCAGAAGCCAUUUUCUUGAAAUUCAAGGGGUAGUAAUAAAGUCAGAAGAUGGAAGGAAUUUGCGCUCUUUCUCAUUCAAAGAAGAGGACCCAAGCCAAGAGGUGCGCGCUGUGGAGAGGAGAGUAGUGCUAGAAUCACUAGCUAAUGAGCUGCCUUCAGAUGCCAUUUCCUUCUCUUCAGGCCUCUCAAAGAUUAUUGAAACCAGUGAAACCAGUGAAAUGCUGUUGGAGCUUGAAGACAGCUCCCAUUUGUCUGCCAAGGUAGUGAUUGGUUGUGAUGGGAUCCGGUCUAGAGUGGCAAAGUGGAUGGGGUUUUCAGAGCCGAAAUAUGCAGGCCACAUGUGCUUUCGAGGGAUAGGAUUGUACCCUGAAGGACUUCCCUUUGACCAGAAAGUACAAUACACAUACGGAAGAGGGGUGCGUGCUGGUUUUGUGCCCAUGUCUAAGAGCAAAAUCUAUUGGUUUGUCGUCUUCAACAGCCCAUCACCAGGUACAAAGAUAGGAGAUCCACAGUUUUUGAGGCAGCAGGUGCAAGAACUAACCAGAAGUUGGUCACCGCAGCUACUAGACAUCAUCGACCACACCCCAAACGAGUCCCUUGUACGAACUCCACUAUUUGACCGAUGGUUGUGGCCAUUGAUAAGUCCUCCCGCAUCUUCCGGUGGGGCCGUUCUAGUUGGCGACGCGUGGCACCCGAUGACACCAAAUCUUGGGCAGGGGGCGUGUUGUGCGCUCGAGGAUGCCAUUGUUCUAUCCAAGAAACUGGCGGGGGCAAUCACAUCCAAGAAUGUUUCAGUUCAAGAAUCACUUAGAGAGUAUGAAAGGGAAAGGUGGCCCCGUGUUUUCCCGCUAACCAUAUAUGCAUAUCUCGUGGGAGCAUUCCUGCAGUGGGAUAACCCGGUGGUAUGUUAUAUAAGGAAUAAUGUGAUUGUACCCAAGUUGUUGAAACCUGGACCAAUGCUCAAACAUACAAAUUUUGAGUGUGAGCCUCUAUGAACCAUGGUUGUUCAGUCAACUAUGGUUUGAUAUCUAAGCUUAUAACAAAUGUCUGGGCAUAUUUUAAAUAAGCCAUCUGUUCAGCGAUGUAAAGAAAAUAUAUUGACGACACGACUCCAGUGACGUCACAACAUGCAUUGUUGUGACUCACAUCUAGUGCGUAAACAAAAAAAGGAUGAUGCCACAUGUCUGAGGUCCCCCAGAACCGACCGGGCAGAUUUGGGACAGUUAUCUAGUGCAGAAACAAGAUUGCAUGAAAUGUUGUUGCAUUGUGUACAUGUUGCAUCUGGUUAUCAAUUUUAUGAUAGUAACCCCUACUAUGUGUCUGGUAUAUGUACAUUGAUCCAAACCACAACGAUUGGAUGAUUUAUUUCAACAAGAUAUGUCUGUUCAUUCAAACUAAAAAUACCACCUCCCUAUACAAAUCCCCUAAAAACUAAA
Molecule: messenger RNA, 1826 nt
Organism: Cuscuta europaea
Lineage: Eukaryota; Viridiplantae; Streptophyta; Magnoliopsida; Solanales; Convolvulaceae
Source: the annotation of a GenBank genome assembly